AUGGGGUUCACACUGCAGCAAUACAUGUCCCCCAUUGGCUGGCAGAGGAGGGUGGAGGACGGGCGGGUUAUCUAUGUCAGUCCCAGCAGCACUACCCUGUCCUCUCUGGAUGAAGUCAAGACCUAUCUGUUGACAGAUGGCACCUGCAAAUGUGGCCUGGAAUGUCCACUUGUCAUACACAAGGUGUUCAACUUCAGCAUGGGUGUGGAGGUGGAGCAGUACAGCCAGCCAAUAGGCAAAGCAGAGCAGGACAUGACCAAACUGUGUAACCACCGCAGGAAAGUGGUCGCCAUGGCAGCACUGUGUCGCAGUAUGCAGGCCUCACAGCUGCCCUUCACCACCCCUCACCAUGCAGAGGUCAAUAGUGGUGCAGUGGACAACGGUGAUCCAAAGAGGAUGCGAGUGGAGCGCGAGGAUGAGGACCGCAGCACUUACCAGCCCAAACCCCACUUGAUUCCCACCCGACCCCACAACAACCUCCACCCAACCCCCUGCGCAAGCCCCAAAACCUCCUCUCAACUCAUUUACCCUUUCAAUGGUUCCUCCCCUAUCGCACAUACUAGUACCAACUCUCACCAUCCUCUUGAUGCUUUGAGACGGCUACAGCAUCCUGCUCACCCUCUCCCUGCCUCUGCCAACACCACCUCUAACAACUCCCCGUUCCCAGUGUACAGCACUGCCCAGAGGUCACCCCGCACCCCAACACCUCAGAACCUCAGCCAAGGUCAAAGGUCAACUCCAAAAACCCCAGAGACUCCUGGUUCACCCCGGUUGGUGCCCCUCUCCUCACCCCCCCCUUCCUCUCCCAUGACUCUGGGCGGAGGAGGAAGAACAGCACAGGCCCACGGUCAUCCUCAUGGUGUCAUUGUUGCAGGGUCCCCACUCUCUCCCUCCCCCUCUCCCUCACCUUCUGUCAGCAGCAUGAACUGUGUUUCUCCUCAUCAGAGGUCCCGUAAUCCCUCCGCCUCCUCCUCUUCUCUGUCUGAACAGGGAGGAGGUGCAGUAAUCACAUCAGGAGACGGAGGACACGUCGGAAGUAAUAUCUCUCAGCGUAGGAAAUCCACUUCCUCCUCGCCACACUCCCCUCUCCCCGGCGCCUCCCCUAACCCUGGCCUCCAUUUCCCAAAGUACAAGCUGGAGGACAUUUUGGAGCAGUUUAAGAACUCAGGCAACAGCAGCACUAACAACCAUCACUUCCUCCUAAAUCCCAGUAACCCCACCCAACUGACCAACCAAAGCAGUAGCCACCCGCACGUCUUCUCCCUUUCUCUCGAUAAAGUUGGGAACUUGAAGGCCUCAAAGGCCAUGGUGGGACCACCGACCAGCGUGGGACCUCCGGGAUUCGGGCUGAAUGUUGCAGGGCCUUCCAGUCUACCUUUGGGUCCAUUUCUCCACCACCACAGUCACCAGGGCAGGCCCCCACAUCCGGCUUCCUUCCCUGCCAGCAGCCUACUCUCUGCAGCUGCCAAGGCCCAGCUGGCCAGCCAAAUGACCCAGGGCCAGAGUGUAACUUUGGGCAGCAACCCAGUCAGCUUGGCCUCUCCACUGGAGGUUUGGAAAGAGACGCAGCAGCAGUCAUCGAAGGUAACAAACAGCACUUUACACAACAGCCACCCUCCUCCGUCCUCCAUCGCUACCACCAGGCCACCUCCUCCCCAUCCCUCCCUUGCAGCGGCCUCCUCCCUCCUCCUCCCUCCAACCCACCCCCUGGCCCAGUCCUUAGUCACCUCCUCGCACCACCUCCACCCUACAACAGAGCGCAGUGCCUCACAUAGGAAGCGUCAGCGGCGGUCUCCCACAGUACUUAGCAUGCUGAGAGAGACUCAGCAGUUGGCCAACGGGCCUCGGAAGUCUCCACCAAGAGACAUUGUCUCUGCUGCCAUCAUCAACCUUUCCUCCUCUUCUUCAUCUUUCCCUUCCUCCUUGCACUCCUGUUCUACCUCAGCCGCGCAGAAUCAUAACGCUAUGGUCUCCGAGAGCCAAUACCACCAACCCCUGCCCGGGCAGAUGCCCAGGCCCUCUGUUGCCCGGCAGACGCUGCCCCUAUCUGGGCAUUCCAGACAGAAUGAGGCCCUGGAUUUCACUACAGGCCUGGCUGCCUCCACAGGGACCUCUCCGGGCCUGGACCCUCCAACCCAGCCCCUGUCAGCUUUGUUGCACCUCCUCAGUGUCCAAAAUGCCCAGGGCUCAGCAUUCAGCUCUACUUCAGUGCAGCCGGGCUCUCUGUCAGCAGGUGGAGGGGGAGGCGCUAACCGUCAGAGCCCCAGAUCAUCGCCUUCCUCCCUAGCUACUCACUCCAGUAUCAGGCCCCUCCAGACUCCAUCUCCAUGCUGUAACACUACUGCAAGUAACACUACUCCUCUUCCCUCAACACCACAGCCAAUCUCCCCUUCUUCUGCCCACUCCUCUCAGCCCAGAUCAGUGCAGUCUCCCUCACAGCCCCAGCCAACCAAAUCCAGCCCUAUGCAGAGACUUUCCCCUUCUGCUACAGUCCCGCUCAGCCUCAGAAGUACCCCCUCUCACUCCCCUUCCCCGGCCCACACAGAGGAAUUCCGGUCAACUCGGAAUCACAUUCUCCCAAUAGACUCCGUUUCCCAAGCGCCCUUGCAGGAAGCCUUGCCCCAAAUCAUCACAGCAACCGAGAUGGGCGGCAGUAGCAUGACGGCCACGGUGGACCUGAGUCAUUCUCAAGGCAGUGUUGCUCUGGCGACAUCCACCUCCCCAAAACCUCUGGAUCUUAGCAACCACGUCCUUGCCCUGCUGGCAGCAUCUUCAACUGCGCCGGCCCAGGGGGAAGGUAGCUGCUCAGACCGUGCCACUGGCAGUACAGGGACUACAGAGUCUUUAGAUGUAGACCUCCAGGUUUCCAUGACGCCCAAACUCCCAGGAGCUAACACCCCUGCACCUGGCCCAGACCAUGUCUCCCCUCUCUGUGGCAACCCCAGUCCCACCACCCCCUCUGCUGUGGAGGACACCUCUACUCCCGUUCCCUUGGCCGAGGCAUUUCCUCUAAUGAACCAAGAGCAGCUUCUCCAGCUCCUUUCAACCACAGGAGGUCUCCCCUCCCUUCUGGACCCAGCAAUCUUGGCUUCACUACCCCUAGCCGGGUUAUGGUUUGGCGGGCAACAGGGACAGAUGCCCUCUGCCCCACCCACACCACAACCUCCACAGAAUCUCACAGAGCAACAACAGCCAGAACAACAGCAGCAGUUACUGAUCCAGCAGCAAGAAACACAUCAACACAACCAGGAUCAACAGUCGAAACAACAGAUAAACAACAGUCCUCUGUUCCCAUUGUUGCCCUCAUUGGUUGGCGCUCAGGCAGAGUUGCCUCUGAAUCUGCUGGGUCUGCUGAACCCGCUGCCGCCCCCUGCUGCCUCAGCCGCUACCCUGGGACAUGAGGCCGAACUUGGGCUUGCAGAAAAACCUGGCCUCCAGGCUCUACUCAUGGCAUCCUUGCUGCUAGGGCAACAGCAGGCCACUAUGUUACCUCUGUCAGGGCUGGGUCAGCUAAGCCAUCUUAGUUUGGAGAUGCCCCUACAACAACCACAACAGAUUCCGGCCACAAUAGAGAGCGUUCCUCUGGAUAAGGGGUCUGGCCUUCUGGAUCCAUCACCGUUUCCUGGUCCUGGACUCUUGGAGGUCCUCCAGGGGCUUCUACCCCCUCCUCCACCCCCAUCUGAGGGCUCCCUCCAGGCCCUGCACUCCCUGCUCCUCCCUGCACAUCUUCCUCCUCCCCCUGCAGCCUUCCUCCCCCUCAGCCCUGCCCUGCUGACCGCUGCCCUGGGCUCUGCCGAGCUCCACCCACCUCCCCCCACCCAGCUAGCUCCCGCACAGCAAACCCAACAUACCCCACCUCAGGUGACCAAUGACCCUGGUGUGGACACACUCAUCCCAUUUCCUCUUCAGGGCAAGGACAAUUCCAUCCUCCAACAGUUGCUGCCCACAUUGCUUAACCCUACUGUAUUAGGAGAUCUGUCUGGCCUCGCAGGUCUUCAUAGCAUGGUGGGGCUGGGAGCUGGGCCUCUCCUUCUCCCCCCAGUUCAGGCUUCAGCUCUGGGAAUGCCUCUGCUCCAGGGUCCUGAUGGAGCCAUCAACUUGCUCAACAACAUACAGUUGAACAUUGCGCCUCCCCCAGAGGACGAUAAGCCAAUCCCGUUGCAAGAAACACAGAGCCCCACCACACAGGAAGACAUUCCGGCCAAUCAGUUAGCUCCAGAGGUAGUCCCCAGCCCUGCCCCUGCACCAGCCCCCGCCCAUGCCACUACACCUACACCUGCCCCUGUCCCAGACCCACCCACAACCCCACAACGAGGAUCUGAGGGCAGGUCUGUUAGUAACGGAGGGGUAAUUGAUCCGUACACCUCUUUCAUGGACACAAUUUAUACCUCCUUCCUCCAGGUCAGUGCUAAAGAGCAGGAAGAAGGGGCCCAGUCUGGGCCAACGGACCCCACCUCACCCUUCUGUGCCUUACCCCCUGUCUCCUUCCCAGGGGAGCACCCUACUCCGUCAAACCCUCUCCCUAUGCUCCCCCAUGCGAGUGCCCCGGUCUCCCUGAGCCCGCGUCGGGCUUGCUCCCUCCGCAACCCUGAUUUGUCCAGACUGAACCUGGAAGCGGCGGCCCACUCCCCAGCCCAGGGGACCCCCAAACCUAGUGAGGAUGGCUCAGCAUCACCCACACAGAGAAAACGGGUCAUGGCUGAAGGACACACCCACCCAGAGCCUCCACUGCCACCCAUAUACCUAGAGGAAGCUAAGACAGACUGUGCAGGACCCGCUGCGGCUGUUUGCCCCUAUGUUGAAGCAGGGGUAGAAAGGCAAGGGGAUCUGCCCCAGGCUGGGGGGUACCUCAGCCCUAGGAAUGGAGGGAAUGGGAGGCCCAAGGAGGAGACUGCUGAAGUGCUGUUGCACUCUGAACAGGCCAGGGAUCAAGCAGGAUCGACAACGGGAGCCAGGAGAGGCAGGAAAAGGAAACAAACACUACAGAAUGUUCUAGAGGACUUCAGAGACAUGGAUGCCACAGCCCUAGAGGAAACCAAGCCUACAGCAGUACUGCUGAAGCCUGAGAGGUCAGUCCGAGGCAGGAGACGUCGGGGCGCCAGGUCUCAGAGGCAGUGAUUGGUGGAAGGAUCUGUCAAUCCAAGCAGUUCACCGGUCAAGGUGGCUAGAGGCCCCUCUUCUCCCUCCCAAAUGUAGACCACCUCUCCUGCAUCAUCACCACUGCUCUCCACUGUCUAGAUCUUUUACUUUCAUUUUAACUGCACUAAUAUAUAACGUUAUCAUGUCAACAGUUUUUAUGGCUACCACUAUGGGGG
Molecule: messenger RNA, 5315 nt
Organism: Lampris incognitus (smalleye Pacific opah)
Lineage: Eukaryota; Metazoa; Chordata; Actinopteri; Lampriformes; Lampridae
Gene: mbd6
Product: methyl-CpG binding domain protein 6
Exons: 11
Coding region: 1-5118 (1705 amino acids)
Cellular component (GO): nucleus; chromocenter
Molecular function (GO): DNA binding; chromatin binding
Source: RefSeq, a predicted model, not a curated record